AUGAGAGAGAAAUUGGUUGGUGCCAAAGAAGAAUGGUACGAAGCCUAUAUCAAAUCGCUGACAACUCACAUCGAGAACAAAAAAUAUUUCUUAAAAAAGGCUCAGGAUACCAUUAAGGAAUUGCAAAGGGAGAAGGAGAAUGAUGAAACUAGGAACGAGUUAGCUGAAGAGGAGAAGGCAAAGAGGGAGGCAAUAUGGGAGGAAUUCUUGAAUAAACCAUUAUUGUUCCCAGAGAGAUCAGAUCCCAUUGGAUUAAGUUUAGCAACUUCAAGCUUAACGAUGAGAUCUGCAAGUUCAAUGGAUGUAAUUAAGGUCAUGAAGGAUAAUUGCACAAAUAUGAAGUCAAUGGUUACAUAUCAGAGGAAAAUCAACGAAAAUUUGUCUUUACUAUUGGAGUCUAUGAACUCUUCUGCGACUACAACAAUUGAAUCCGACUCAAAUGAGACGAAUAUAUACAAGGAUGUACAUACAAGGAAUAAAGAAUUAUGGGACAAUAUACAAAGCAUAAUGAAGCAAUACUUGUUCGAUAGCGAUGAGAAUGAAGAUGCUUUGGCAUGCGAGGCCGUUUGGGAUAUUUUGAAACGAUUGGUUAAUUAUGAUCCGACUCUAACGUUUGCCGAUUUCAAAUUCAGUUCACAUCGGGAGACAUUGAUGAAGCUUUACAGACUACUCUUAAAAGGACAUCUAGUUGUACCCUCUACAGGACACACAAACUCGCGAUCAGUGCAAUUGAUUGAUUUUUUGGAUACAGACGUUUCUUGA
This is a messenger RNA of Naumovozyma castellii, 762 nucleotides long. It is a transcript of the gene MCM22, whose product is annotated as Mcm22p. The coding region runs from base 1 to 762 and encodes 253 amino acids. The record is from RefSeq and is a predicted model, not a curated record. NCBI's taxonomy places the organism in Eukaryota, Fungi, Ascomycota, Saccharomycetes, Saccharomycetales, Saccharomycetaceae. The transcript has a single exon.